CUCUUAGCAUCGGCUUCCGACGCAGUCCUCGGCGGAUGCGAGCGAGGGGGGAGCUCUUGUCAUCUGGCCCGGCGGUAGUGUGACGACCCUUUUGUCCCGGGGAAAUGGCUGGCAUUAAAGCUCUCAUCACGCUGUCCUUUGGCGGGGCCAUCGGCCUCAUGUUCCUCAUGUUGGGAUGCGCCCUCCCUGUGUAUGAUAAAUACUGGCCCUUGUUCCUCCUCUUCUUCUACAUCCUCUCGCCCAUCCCGUACUGCAUCUCACGGCGGGUGGUGGACGACACCGACUCGGCCAGCAACGCCUGCAAAGAGCUGGCCAUCUUCCUCACGACGGGCAUCGUCAUCUCCGCCUUCGGUCUGCCCGUCGUCUUCGCGCGAGCCGAACUCAUUGCUUGGGGGGCGUGCGCACUCGUCCUGACGGGCAACAUCGUCAUUUUCGGGACCAUCCUGGGCUUCUUCCUAGUCUUUGGAUCCAAUGACGAUUUCAGCUGGCAGCAGUGGUAAUCCAGCAGAGGGGAGGGGAUCGGAAGCAUUUUUUAUUAUUAUUGUUAUUAUUAUUAUUAGCGCAUUAUUGAUGGUUUUAUCAUUUGGUCGUUGUUGUUAAUAUUUUCAGUAGGGUCCCUCCAAAGCCGUUUCAUACUGGCUUAUUUCACAUUGAACUGACGUGAGUUUUUUUUUUUUUUUUUUUUUUUUAAGUUUGUCUGGCACAGGACAAAGCAGGGUUGGGAAGUGCAGAAUAUCGAAAAAUAAUAUUGCAAUAUUUACACAGUAAUCAAUGUAAUGGAAAUCAAUAUCUAAAAUAUUGAUAUGUCCAAUGAAUUUUUUGGGGACCAAGAAGUCAUUUUUUCUUAAAAACUCACAUCCAUCCAUGAUCUGAGCCGCUUAUCCUCGCAAGGGUCGCGGGAGUGCUGGAGCCUAUCCCAGCUGUCUUCGCACAGCACAUGUACCGUAUUUUCCGCACUAUAAGGCGCACCUCCAAGGAAUGGCCUAUCUUAAAAUUAUUUUUCAUAUAUAAGGCGCACCGCAUUAUAAGGCACAUGGAAUACACGCUACAGUUGAGGCUGGGGUUACGUUAUCCAUUCAUUAGAUGGAGCUGCACUAAAGGGUCAAUAUUGAUCCAUAUAUAAGGCGCACUGGAUUAUAAGGCGCAUUGUUUGCUUUUGAGCAAAUUAAAAGCUUUUAGGUGCGCCUUAUAGUGCAGCAAAUACAGUAUAUUAGAUUUUUCAAAACAAAUCUUUAAGCGGACUUGCACUAAAAAAACUGACCUGAACAAUAAGUAAUAUUUGUUGUUUUUCCCCUCUUAAUUAAUUUUAAAAACUGGAGAUACUGUACAUGUUUUUAUUUUAUCAGCUUUAAAUAAUGUCUAGCGUGUCUCACCAUGUCAUCAAAGCGGCAAUGUUUUCCUUUUAAAUUGGUGUCAUUCAUAUUUCAAUGGUGCUUUUUAAGUACCUGACCUCAACGUGUCAAUCAGGUUUAUCAGAUGUGAAUUGAUAUAAAUUUUGAGCUCAACAUAUUGCACUCAUUAACCGUUGGGACACCCUUUAGAGAUGUUCACUAAGAUGCGUCCAGACUGGAAAUUAGUGACAUGGGGGAAGCCCCCACAGACCAACCAUUUAUGUAGUGAAUUUAAAAAAAAAAAAAAGUUUUAAUAAUGUGCCCCCUUUCUGGUGUUACCAUUAUCUGAUCCCAGAGUAUCGAAACUGUAUCGUGAAAUAUAAGAAUAUAUGUUAAAAUCGAUAUUUUGUUCCACUCCUGCUCUCAAAAAUGUGGUGCCAUAUCAUAAAAGUUUAUUUUUUUCUGUCGUCGCCUCCUCAACGUUCAUUAUCGAUAAUGCAACUGACGACCGUGCAGUCAUGUGACUUUUAUUUAAUGUAAUUACAUUUUUUUGUCAUCCCGACAUCACCUCAGUGAAGGCACUGAUUGUAGUACGAAGCUCUGGAACGAAGGCAGCUCUGUGAACAACUACUGACAUAAUUUGUGUGUUUUGUUCCGUCACACUAAUGCUUUGACGUUUGUCGGAAUGUCCUGAAUAUUUGACGUAGCCGCUGUUGGUGAUUCCCCCCCCCCCUUAAAAAAAAAAAGAUAAAAACAAAGAAUUUCUUGUCUAAUGUUUCCGACAUGGUCUGACCGUGUGUGUUGUGUAACUGUAGCUUGGGCCUCUCUCUCUCUUUUUUUUUUUUUUUUUUUUUGUCUGUCUGUUACUAUUUUGAGCAGUUUCUUCUCACACUUGGCAGUCAUGUCGUAUUUAUUUGGUUUUAUUUAAUGGAACAGCUCACGUUUGAUGCAAUUAUUAUUAUGGCUGAAGUCAGCAUGGCGAGGUUUUUGUUUUUAAAUAAAUUCAAUUUUGGGA
Syngnathoides biaculeatus (alligator pipefish) is the source of this 2346-nucleotide messenger RNA. RefSeq names its product leptin receptor overlapping transcript like 1 (gene leprotl1). Gene Ontology annotation, cellular component: endosome. NCBI's taxonomy places the organism in Eukaryota, Metazoa, Chordata, Actinopteri, Syngnathiformes, Syngnathidae. Gene Ontology annotation, biological process: negative regulation of growth hormone receptor signaling pathway; late endosome to vacuole transport via multivesicular body sorting pathway. The transcript is spliced from 4 exons. The coding region runs from base 105 to 500 and encodes 131 amino acids. The record is from RefSeq and is a predicted model, not a curated record.